Messenger RNA from Haliotis rubra (blacklip abalone), 1863 nucleotides. RefSeq lists its product as uncharacterized. Bases 37 to 1509 code for a protein of 490 amino acids. Gene Ontology annotation, molecular function: protein binding; zinc ion binding. The record is from RefSeq and is a predicted model, not a curated record. Lineage: Eukaryota; Metazoa; Mollusca; Gastropoda; Lepetellida; Haliotidae. The transcript has a single exon.
UCUGGCGAGGUCAAUAUCCCCCGGAAGCGAAAAGUCAUGUGUAGUGAACACAAGGAUGAAUGCGUGAAGUUCCUGUGCAAAGAUUGCAAGAAACUCACCUGUCAAACCUGCUGCAUUAUCUAUCACAGAAAAUGUGAGUCAGUUGUCACACUAGAGUCGGAAUUUCCUGCUUUAAAAUCUAAACUGCUGAAUGAGAAGGAAAAUAUACUCAAGAAACAAAUGCUUAUGGAAAAGAAAGUCGAUACAGUUAAAUCUAAUGUCAUCACUGAGAAAGAUCGAUAUGUGCAAAUGGAAUCGAAGAUCAAGUCCAACGGAAUCAAGGCGAGGGAGACAAUCACUCUUAAGGAAAAUAAACUUUUAGAUGAACUGAAAGAAAUCUCAGAUAGGCACAUUGAACAGUUGAACGCACACAUUAAGUCAGCGGAAAUAUCAGUACAGAUGUACCGACAACAGGCUGAACUAAUUGACCAGACUCUACAAUCUGACUGUGACAUGAAUGUGUAUGAGAUGUACCAGGGAUGUGAUGCCGGUGAUGUGGAGGAUGUCAGACACACAGACUUGAAGGAGAAGGGAAGAAUAGCCAGGAUCUCGUUCAGACAGGACCCUGACAAGCUGAGUAAAGCAGUGGACGAUCUACAGCUGGGUGAGAUAGACGUUCUGUAUGACGGUGUGAUGGACCUGGCGGCUACACCUGUGUUACGAGACACGAUCAUCGUCACUGUAGCCGGCGAUACGAGUGAUGCAUUGCCUCUUGACGUGACAGCGCUAGUGAUACAUGAUACACAUACAGUUGUAACCACAGAUAACAUCAACAUGAGUGUGAAGUCUUUCUAUACCAGAGAUAAUCAGUCACGCCAUAGCAAGCUCAGACUGGAUAGUCAACCGUGGGGUCUGACAAAGUUACAACACAAUCAAGUGGCUGUCACCGUUCAGAAUAAAACAAUCAUAACGGUUGAAGUCAACCCUGACCUGGUGAUGCUGUCAACCAUCAAAACAGACAAACAGUACUUGGGUAUAACAUCCCUGACCCCAUCAACACUUGCAGCAGGUUCCGAGUCUCCUCCCUGUGUGGAUAUUCUGGAUAUGACAGGAAACGUGCUGAGGUCAGUCAGCCCACUCUGUGGUGAAACGAAGAUCCUGAAAAAUCCUUACUUUCUUUGCACCAAAAGAACAGGAAACAUUCUUGUGUCCGACUAUGGUUCCCAGCGUGUCUUGUGCCUGACACCUGAAGGGGACGUUGUGUUCACCUACACCCCGACAGGACACACAACACAGGUGAUUCCACGGGGCAUCAUAAAUACCAGCACAGGUGACAUUCUGGUUGCUCUAUACUCUCAGAAUAAUGUGGUUCAUCUGACUGAGUCAGGCCAGUUUGUUAGGAACUUACUUACAGCAAGUGACGACGUCGAUAAUCCGUACGGUGUUUGUGCAGAUGAUCGGGGCUAUGUGUAUGUUUGUAAUCUUAACUCAGGUGACAUCAACGUUUUCACAUGUAGUGACACAGAAUAGAUAACUGAUUCAUACUCAAACUCUAUUCCACCUGAUAAUAUGAUGAUUAAGAACAUAAACUGCAAUUUGCACAUGGAUUAUAAGUGAGGCGUAGACACCUGCCCAUACUCUACACAGAGAGAGAGAGAGAGAGAGAGAGAGAGAGAGAGAGAGAGAGAGACAGAGAGAGAGACAAAGAGAGAGAGAGAGUGAGAGAGAGAGAGAGAGUUUAACGACUGAUAUUAUUUACCAUUGCAUCUGUACUUUCAGGCACUUAAAUUAAUAACAACAUAAUUGCAAAUGUAUGUCUGAACACAGACAAAUCUAUAUUAAUUGAUUCAUAUAAACAUUAAUAAAUUGGCUUUAAUGUCUUUA